AUGAAUAUCGCGCAAUACUCUGUUGAAGCACUAAAUCGAGCGGGAGUUCGUGAAGUGGACUUGUUGGGGAAACCAUCUGGGCGUUCUUUCGAUUAUUAUGUGUUGAACGGGACACUCAAGAGGAAAAGGAGAGUACCUCGCUCUGAAAAGUAUGGAUUACCUCCAAGAAUAUUGCCUCCUCCCACGGGUUGGGUAACUGGAAAGGAAGUUCUGGAAAGUAGUAAAAAGGAAAUCCAGGAAACGAAAGCUCAGUGCGACAUACUGUACGUUGACUUAUCACAAAAGGAUAAUUCAACAGAGGACAAGCAAGAAGUGGAAAUAGACGCUGCCGAAAAAGUUAUUUUCAAAAGACUAAAUAUGAAGUUAACCAAACACUUGAGGCCAUUGUACGUUAAGGCUCUAGUUAACGGUAUACCUGUGGCGAAAGUACUCAUUGAUAAUGGAGUAGCUAUAAACACCUUUCCAUCUAGGAUGAUGAGGACAUUUGCAAAGACGGAAAGUGAUAUGAUUCCAACAGAAGUCAUCCUUACAAGUUUCAAUGGAGGAGCAACUUCAACUAAAGGGGUUAUGCCAUUAGAUAUAACUGUUGGGACAACUACUAGGACCACAGUCUUCUUCUUCGUGAUAGAUGGUCCUACUAGUUACAAUGUGUUAUUAGGAAGGGAUUGGAUACACGGAAGUCGCUGCAUACCUUCAUUGCUCCAUCAAUGCCUGGUUUUCUGGAAUGACAAGGGUGAAGCAGAAGUGGUGCAGGCAGAUCAUAGACCUUUUGUCGUAGAAGCAAACUCCGUGUACUAG
Fraxinus pennsylvanica is the source of this 798-nucleotide messenger RNA. Lineage: Eukaryota; Viridiplantae; Streptophyta; Magnoliopsida; Lamiales; Oleaceae. The record is from the annotation of a GenBank genome assembly.